CUUUAUUAUCAAGUUGACAGGUACACACGUCAGCUUACCACUUUUUCUCUUUUCCAUUCUUUUUCUUUUCCUUUUACUGCACUACCCAAUCCAAAUCCAAAUAAAAAAUACAUAUAUUUAUUAUUAUUUUACUUAAGCUCCAAAAUAAAACACGUGGCGUAAUGAUAUUGACACGUUGAAGUUCAACACGGACCAAAAUCAAAAUCCAUACCCAGAAAACAAAACCAAUAAUUAAACGGAUAAGAUCAAACACGUCUACCCACAUCAUCUUCAGCUUCUAUAUAACCAAAACCCAUUUUCAUUUCCAUCUUUCAUCACCAUUUUCAAACCCUCAUCUUAUCCAAAAAUACAAUUCUAUUUAUACUUUCAAGUUGUUACCAGCAUUAUCCAUUUCAAAUUCAUCGAAAUUCCACCGAAUUUUCCAUCCGUUAUAUAAUCAAUUGGAUUGUUUCACAGUUUACAAUUACGUAUCUUGUAAUCGACAAUGGCGGCAUCACUAACAAUGGCGGCAAUGACAGCCUAUUCUUCUUCUUCUUCUUCUUCUUCAUCUUCUUCUUUUACAUUCUUGAAGAACAAUAAAAAGGUAAUGCCGAUGAAGAGAAAUCGUAAAAAUCGAGUAGGAUUUGUUUCUGCUUCUGCGACUAGUACUUUAAUGGAUCCUUACCAAACUCUUUCUGUUCAUCCUGGUUCGUCCGAAUCUGAGGUUAAGAAAGCCUUUCGACGCCUCGCUUUACAGUAUCAUCCAGAUGUGUGCAGAGGAGAUAAUUGCACAGUCCAAUUUUACCAGAUCAAUGAAGCAUACGAUAUGGUGAUGAAUAAUUUGAGAGAGAAAAGCAGAGCAGAAGAAGAAAUGGAAACAUAUUGUGAUGCAGAUGAUUUGUGGGAAGAAUGGAUGGGAUGGGAAGGUGCUGGAAUUAGAGAUUAUUCAUCCCAUAUUAAUCCAUACAUCUAAUUUUAAUUGUUGUCAAUUAGAUGUAUUGGGUAGUUGUAUUGAUUAAGUAGUUAAAAAGUGUACAUUAAAUAAUGUUUUUCUUUUCUCUAUAUUUUCAUGAGAUUUGACUAUUUGAGAACCAAAGGAGUGGAUCUCAAUUUCUCCUGAUUAGAUUUUGUGUACAGAAUAAUAAUUUCUGCUACUUUUUCGAUUUAAAUUACUUGUAAUAUUUGCUUUUUUAUAUGAUUUAAUGUAUUAAUUUAAUUAUUAAUAUCUCUAAUUAUAUAUAAUAAAAAAUUAUAAAAUUAUGAUA
Messenger RNA from Amaranthus tricolor (Joseph's coat), 1244 nucleotides. Its product is annotated as chaperone protein dnaJ 8, chloroplastic. NCBI's taxonomy places the organism in Eukaryota, Viridiplantae, Streptophyta, Magnoliopsida, Caryophyllales, Amaranthaceae. Bases 485 to 952 code for a protein of 155 amino acids. The transcript has 3 exons. The record is from RefSeq and is a predicted model, not a curated record.